Molecule: messenger RNA, 1188 nt
Organism: Pseudomassariella vexata
Lineage: Eukaryota; Fungi; Ascomycota; Sordariomycetes; Amphisphaeriales; Pseudomassariaceae
Exons: 2
Coding region: 52-897 (281 amino acids)
Source: RefSeq, a predicted model, not a curated record
CGCCAGCUUCGUAAGCACUGUCUUGGGAAAAUUCAAUCCCGGCAACAUUCAAUGGCAACGUCUGGAACCUGGGAUAAUGCAUCACCCCUACGGCCACUAGUCAAGAAUCCCGACCAAAGCGCUGGGAAACCCUGGGCUGACAGCCCCUGGCCACUGAUCGAGACCCCGUUGAGAACGCACACUAUUAACCACCCAGCCUUGCAAAUAGCCAACGAAACAGCACAUAUGCACAAUGCCAUGUUGCGUGGCAUGAACGCGAUACAACUCCAAGCACCUCACAUCAGGGAAAUGAGGGACAUUGCAGACUUCCUGUUUUUUACACGCUGCUGGAGUGUGUGGGUCAUGGACUACCACCUCAUGAAGUCAACGCAGAUGUUCCCAGCCUUCGCAGAAAUUCUCAAAAAUCCAGGCACAUCACCAACGACGAACUUGGAGAGGAAACUUUACUUUUUACCUGCACUGCAACAGGUACUAAUCUAUGCCGAGGAAGUUUCCGCGCAACCGCAAUCCUACAAUGGAGAGGUCUUGUAUAGGCUGGUCGAAGAGCUCGCACGCCUUUUUCGGGAGCACCUAGCUGCUGAGGUUCCGCUGUUGAUUUCCCUCCAACAAAUGUGCGGUCCUGCAAACAGCGUGUCAUCGGAAGAACGUGGGAGCAAGCUUCUUCAGGUGUUCCUUGGUUGUGAAGCAGAAGCGAGCAAUGGCGUCGACCGCUUCGUUGUGCCACCGAUGGUGGUGAGAUUGCAUGACACGACAUAUGAAGGCGGCAACGACUGGCCGCGGUUGUCUAUAAUGGCUUUGCAUGCUGUGGAGGAUAAGCUGUCACCAAAGUACGCUGGAGCUUGGAGGUUCUUGCCUUGCAAUGUUUGGGGCAAGCCACAGGAUCUGCCAUUUGCUUAGGGUGGGAAGGGAAAGUCAAAAGAGAGACCCCUCAACGAAUACGGCCCCCACCAUCUGUAGUAUAUACUUGGGUACAUGUUAAUUUCUUUUGAUGGGGAGCUGUCAGGGGUUUUCCUGUUGCCGUCUCUCAGUAUUUCGUAUCUUCUCGAUUGCUGAAUAUUUCCAAUCCAGCGAUGUAUGUUUUGAAGUAGUGUUAGAAAACUUUUUUAUAAGAAAAUAACGCAUAGAACGCGUAUAAAGAUAUUCAGGUAAGAUACGCCUAAGUUAUACCUAGCCUAAAAUAUAACCUCG